UAAAUAAGAAUCUUUUUAUAGCGAGUUGAGUUCGAUACAUGAUUGGCGAUGAUCUAUUAACACCGAUAGGUGUGUAUCUAUAGUAUUGCGCUACUAAUUAGUUUACUAUGGCUCAGUAGAUCUUUUUCGUCGGUGGAGUAAGUUAGCUGUCAGAACGGAACUCACGUUAAUAAUCGAUUUUGUGAUUAAUCCGAUAAUCUAAGAAAAGUGGAAAAGUGAAUUUUAAUGAAAUGGAAGAAGUUCAGCUUAGCAAAGAUCAGCUAUCUCAUUUGCAAAUGGCAUUCGAUGCGUUUGAUCACGAUAAAAAAGGAUGUAUCAGCACGAAUAUGGUAAGCACAAUUUUAGGUAUGCUUGGUCACGAAGUCUCAUCAGAAGAACUCGCAGAAAUUAUUGUGGAAAUUGAUACAGAAGGAACUGGCGAAUUAAAAUUCGAGGAAUUUUGUAAGCUAGCAUCGCGUUUUCUCGAAGAGGAAACUGACAUAGAAGCGAUACAGCAAGAAUUACGUGAAGCAUUCCGAUUAUACGAUAAGGAAGGCAAUGGUUAUAUCACUACUGACGUGUUUAGAGAUAUCCUUCAUGAAUUGGAUGAUGCAUUAUCUCCGGAGGAGCUUGAUAUGAUUAUAGAAGAGGUGGACACUGACGGAUCUGGCACGCUUGAUUUUGAUGAAUUCAUGGAGGUCAUGACAGGAUAAAUUAUGACUUUGGCAUCGCACGGAUGCACCGUGUCGAUCGCCCAUAUAUCGGACAAUGAGUGUGCCUGUACAAACAGAAAAGCCGAAAUCUCCUCCAAGUCGUAUGUGCUGGCAGAGUAUAAGUUUGCUCGUUUAUCAUACAUAAAGAAGAUGCCGUAAAACUUACAUUUUUCUAAAUUAUGCGAGUUGAGAAUUCCGAUGAGAGAUGAUCGAGAAUAAUUCAGUAUUUACAGAAUGCACCUACGUCAAAAACUUGAAAGAGAUUUUGAGAUUUGUGAAACAAUAUUUUAAG
Molecule: messenger RNA, 984 nt
Organism: Pogonomyrmex barbatus (red harvester ant)
Lineage: Eukaryota; Metazoa; Arthropoda; Insecta; Hymenoptera; Formicidae
Product: troponin C, isoallergen Bla g 6.0101-like
Cellular component (GO): myosin II complex
Molecular function (GO): calcium ion binding
Source: RefSeq, a predicted model, not a curated record